Messenger RNA from Eublepharis macularius, 1356 nucleotides. RefSeq names its product ATPase H+ transporting V0 subunit c (gene ATP6V0C). The transcript has 3 exons. Gene Ontology annotation, biological process: proton transmembrane transport. Bases 169 to 627 code for a protein of 152 amino acids. Gene Ontology annotation, molecular function: proton-transporting ATPase activity, rotational mechanism. Lineage: Eukaryota; Metazoa; Chordata; Lepidosauria; Squamata; Eublepharidae. The record is from RefSeq and is a predicted model, not a curated record. Gene Ontology annotation, cellular component: proton-transporting V-type ATPase, V0 domain.
CCGCCGCCGCCAUUUUUCUUUGCAGAGCGCUCCCCGGGCCGCUUCGCCGCAGCAGGAGGCGGGUGGGGGCGAGAAGCGGCUGCCCGUCCUUCUCCCAGCGCCUCUCUCGGUAGCGUCGCCGCCGCCCUUUCCUCCCCUCCCUUUCCUUCUCCCUCGCCCGGCUCAGCCAUGUCCUCUUCUCCGGACUACGCCUCCUUCUUCGCCGUCAUGGGCGCCUCGGCUGCCAUGGUCUUCAGCGCCUUGGGAGCUGCAUAUGGCACAGCAAAGAGUGGGACGGGUAUUGCAGCCAUGUCCGUCAUGAGGCCAGAGCUGAUCAUGAAGUCCAUCAUCCCCGUGGUAAUGGCGGGCAUCAUAGCAAUCUAUGGCCUGGUAGUGGCAGUUCUCAUUGCCAACUCCCUCACAGUAGAGAUCACACUAUACAAGAGCUUCCUUCAGCUGGGUGCUGGUCUAAGCGUGGGCCUCAGUGGUCUGGCUGCUGGUUUUGCCAUCGGCAUCGUGGGCGAUGCGGGCGUACGGGGGACAGCGCAGCAGCCCAGGCUAUUCGUGGGCAUGAUCCUGAUCUUGAUCUUCGCUGAAGUCUUGGGUCUCUAUGGCCUCAUCGUUGCCCUUAUUCUUUCCACAAAGUAAAAUUAAUUUAAAAAACGCCACAGAGUAUGAUGUGUGUAAAAAAGAAAAAUAUUGGAAAAGAAAAACCGAGCUCCAGAAUGAAAAUGGUCUUUCUCUCUCUCUCUCUUCCUCUCUCCACACCAUGUACAGUCGUCAUCAGUUUGGUAGUUGACCUCUUGUAAAUGCGCAAUGUAUGUUAGUGAGUCGUCCGUCCUGUGUGUACUUCGAUAUUAAAACCAAACCAAUCCGGAUGUGCUCCCUUCAAGCCUUCCCUAAGAGGCUCGAGGGAAGCUCGUGUGAAUUUUCCAUCCAUUUUGCCAUUAGUGUACUUUAUGUAUAAAUAUGAACUAGAAUUGUAACUUUUUCUCUCUCUCUCUCUCUCUUCACUGGAUGUUUUAUUUAUAAGACUUGACAUGUUCAUACGUAACGGAGCAACAGUUUCCAACUUCCCAUGCUCUCUAUAUAUUAAUCUCAUAUAUAGGUAGAUUAAUACACUGUGGGGUUAAUUGUUAAGUGCAGAGAAAAAAAAUUCCUUGGAUGUAACUUGAUGCUUGAGAUUGCUGUCGUGUCCUGGUAUUGGAGUGUGAGACUUUGUGUUUAUACAAAUAACAGCAAAAAUGUCUGAGACACUCCUGUGUUCCCAGUAGUAAAAAAAAAAAAAUAUGUAUGCUCCGGCAUCCAAGUUGUGCACCCAGUGUUGGGUUUCGCAGUUAUACAUUUCCAGGUAAUAAAAUUUCCUCCACUACAUCA